Molecule: messenger RNA, 783 nt
Organism: Volvox carteri f. nagariensis
Lineage: Eukaryota; Viridiplantae; Chlorophyta; Chlorophyceae; Chlamydomonadales; Volvocaceae
Exons: 4
Coding region: 1-783 (260 amino acids)
Source: RefSeq, a predicted model, not a curated record
AUGGCUCGACCGCUGCCAAGCCUAUACGGGGCGCUACAAAGUCUAUUCGCUUCCCAUGUGCAUGUUCGCAAUGCCGCCUCUGCGGUGGCGGGAGGAGGCAGUUUGACAGAGAGCGGCGGUGACUUUGUCGAAGUCGCGGUGACACCAGAAGAGCUGCCAUCGGAGGUGAAGGAGGCGCUCAGCCGAACGCUGGCGCUGGUAGCCGGUACCACCAGCGCUAGGGAUACGCGACGAAUCCUCCAAGACCACUAUGCAAAGUUUGCCAUCUUCGAGUCCAACGUGCUAUGGUGCCCGCACAGCAUCGGCAUCGCAACAUGGAUGGCGGCCGCACGCCUGCUCACUUUACCGUACGUGGAGUGCAUCCGGUGCCAUCGUAUCGUACUGCGGCGCGUCUCCUCCUCCUCCUCGGCCGCCGCCGCCGUCGUAGCGCUGCCCGGUGCAGCAGGCGCAGGUUCCGGAGCGCAGCCGUCCCAUCAAGGCGCGUCGGCUGGGCUGGAGACCGCGGCCCAGGGCGCCCCCACACCGGAGGUUCACAUGCAGAUGGAUGCCGCAUUCGCAUGGCGGCCGCUGGCACCCCUUCACCACUUGCUUCAGUCGUGGGGCAUCAAGGGCCUACAACUGCCCACCAUCACCACCGAGCACACCAUCACGCUCACCAUCAACACGCAAAGCAGAGUGGUGCAGCACCGAGAUAUCACGCACAACUUCCCAUCCGCACCCCUCCCGCUAAAGGGGGUGCUAGGACUGCCCACGCCGCUGAUCGCAACCGUGCUUCACGUUUAG